Molecule: messenger RNA, 2207 nt
Organism: Quercus robur (English oak)
Lineage: Eukaryota; Viridiplantae; Streptophyta; Magnoliopsida; Fagales; Fagaceae
Product: mitochondrial carrier protein CoAc1
Exons: 7
Coding region: 819-1853 (344 amino acids)
Biological process (GO): transmembrane transport
Cellular component (GO): mitochondrial inner membrane
Source: RefSeq, a predicted model, not a curated record
UUUGGCCAAAAACCCCCCUUUGAAUUCGCAAUUCAGAAGCGCGUUCAAACCGAAAGAUACACAGAAAAUAGAAAAAGACGAACAAAUUUCGUCGAGAAAGAAACCUCAAGGAAACCUCCUCCUUCCAACGCCGAAGGAGAACAGGUACUUUCUCUUCAUAUUCGCAUACCUGUUCUCCUACAACAAAAAGCUUUCAUCUUUGAUAGGUUCUCUUCUCCAUAUUCGAUCCAAUUCCUCAAUAAAUUUCAUUACUUUUAUGUGGGGAUCGAUCAUUUGGUCUUAGAUUCAACUGGGUAUUCCUUAGAUUGAAGGGUUAUCAAGUAUAUGCUCAGACUUGUGGCUAUUCGGAUCAAAAUCUGCAAUAAUCUCAGGUUUUUUUUCUUUUUCCAAAAGGGUGUUGAUGAUUUUGCUUUAAAUUGGUGGGAUUGGUGUUUUAAUCAAAAGGGGUUGCUGAUAUUUGAUCUGGGUCUUUGUGUUUUGGGUGAAAUAUUUGAUUGACAGUGAUAAACGUUAAGUUGGUUAUGGUUGUUGUAAUUGAAGGAAGGGUUUUGGAUAUUUGAUCUGCCUAAGCCAGGUUCUGUGUGCAUGUUGAUGUAUCAUAUUGUCAUUGGGAAGAAGGAUCGGCUUGUGAACGUGCCCACCUGGUUUCUGGGUGCUCUCAGGCCAUUUUGCCUGCCCAUUGAACAAAAGGCCUUUUCAUUUUGCGUUCCUAGAGAUAGAUGGGAUAGGGAGUUCUUUAAGCUGCAGGGUGGCUAAGUAGAAUUUGUCAAAUUUACGGAGUUUUUUGGUAGUGAAAUUGUUUUUUUGAGUGAUUUGAGAUGGAUUCCUCGCAAGGAUCGGUGUUGUCUUCAAAUGUGGCAGGGCUAGUUGAUGGUUCAUCAGCUCAAAGAGAGGUGUCUUACCUUGAUGGUAUUCCUAUUUAUGUCAAGGAGCUUAUUGCUGGAGGUGCUGCUGGUGCAUUCGCUAAGACUGCAGUUGCACCCCUGGAACGGAUCAAAAUACUCUUGCAGACCAGAACAGAGGGAUUCCACUCUCUUGGGGUGUUUCAAUCUUUGAAGAAGUUACUGAAGCAUGAAGGUUUUCAAGGAUUCUAUAAAGGAAAUGGAGCAAGCGUCAUUCGUAUCAUUCCUUAUGCAGCCUUGCAUUUCAUGACUUAUGAACAGUAUCGGUGUUGGAUCCUGAACAACUAUUCUGCCUUAGGAACAGGGCCCCUUAUUGAUCUUCUAGCUGGUUCAGCAGCGGGAGGAACUGCAGUUCUAUGCACAUAUCCUUUAGAUCUGGCUCGUACUAAACUUGCUUAUCAGGUUACUGACACUAGAGGAAGUUUUAAUUAUGGAAUGAAAAGCAAUCAUGCUCAACCUGCAUAUAAUGGCAUAAAAGAUGUACUUAGAAGCGUUUACAAGGAAGGAGGUGUGCGUGGACUUUAUCGCGGUGUAGGCCCAACACUCACUGGAAUCCUUCCUUAUGCUGGUUUAAAGUUCUACAUAUAUGAGGAACUCAAGAGGCAUGUUCCUGAAGAGCAUCAAACGUCCAUUAUGAUGCGUCUCUCCUGUGGAGCUCUUGCUGGGUUAUUUGGGCAGACCUUCACGUACCCAUUAGAUGUUGUCAGGAGGCAGAUGCAGGUUGAAAAUUUGCAACCUUCAUUCCAAGGAAGUGCCAGAUAUAGAAACACAUGGGAAGGUCUUACUACUAUUGUUCAUAAUCAAGGAUGGAGACAGUUGUUUGCAGGUCUAAGCAUUAACUAUAUAAAGAUUGUUCCUUCUGUGGCCAUUGGUUUCACUGCGUACGACAUGAUGAAGUUUUGGCUCCGCAUCCCACCUCGACAGAAGACUCAAUCAAUAUAUGCUGCCUAAUUCCUUUGGAAUAAGACCAUAAAUGCAACUUGGUUACAUUGGCUGUGCAAUGCAGAAUGAUGCACGAUCUAUAGAUGCAAGUAAUCAACAAAGGUGUCCUCAAAAUAAUACUCUAUGAUUGUCUUAGUCAAUGAUUAGUAAGAUAUGGUGAACUAAAGUGGGUCCAAGUUGUAAACUUGGUCUUAAGUCUGUUGAGAUUCUAUUUAUAUUCAAGACAGUGUGCUUGUUUUAUUGGGGAGAAAAAUAAUUUUAUAUGUAAAAAUUUGUCCUAUUUAAAGUCGUUUAAUCAUAUGGCAGGAAAAAGUGAUUUGAUUUUUUCCCAAUUGUUAUUGAAUUAAUGUUGUUUGGUUUAAA